This is a messenger RNA of Drosophila simulans, 679 nucleotides long. RefSeq names its product protein D3 (gene Pebp1). NCBI's taxonomy places the organism in Eukaryota, Metazoa, Arthropoda, Insecta, Diptera, Drosophilidae. The record is from RefSeq and is a predicted model, not a curated record. The transcript has a single exon. Bases 82 to 612 code for a protein of 176 amino acids.
AAAGGCCAGACAUCAGGGAUCCGGGACAGAGUCAACUCGCUAACGCCACACCGAGCAGAAGCAGCAGAACUACCAGCUAACAUGGACACCGCCGGCAUUAUUCCCGACAUCAUCGACGUCAAGCCCGCCUCCAAGGCCACCAUCACCUAUCCUUCCGGCGUUCAGGUUGAGCUGGGCAAGGAGCUGACUCCCACUCAGGUGAAGGACCAGCCCACGGUCGUCUUCGAUGCCGAGCCCAACUCCCUGUACACCAUCCUGUUGGUGGACCCCGACGCACCCAGCCGCGAGGACCCCAAGUUCCGUGAGCUGCUCCACUGGCUGGUGAUCAACAUUCCCGGCAACAAGGUGUCCGAGGGCCAGACCAUCGCCGAGUACAUCGGUGCUGGACCCCGCGAGGGAACCGGCCUGCACCGCUACGUCUUCCUGGUGUUCAAGCAGAACGACAAGAUCACCACCGAGAAGUUCGUGUCCAAGACCAGCCGCACUGGCCGCAUCAACGUCAAGGCCCGCGACUACAUCCAGAAGUACAGCUUCGGCGGUCCCGUGGCCGGCAACUUCUUCCAGGCCCAGUACGAUGACUACGUGAAGACCCUCAUUGAGACGGUCCAGUAAUCUGGCCACCAACUGAUCAGCUCUCUGUGAAAUAAUAAAUUUUAAAUAUGUACUAGUUCUCAUAAAA